Messenger RNA from Nerophis lumbriciformis (worm pipefish), 3160 nucleotides. RefSeq names its product muscarinic acetylcholine receptor M2-like. Gene Ontology annotation, molecular function: G protein-coupled serotonin receptor activity; G protein-coupled acetylcholine receptor activity. Gene Ontology annotation, cellular component: synapse; plasma membrane; dendrite. The record is from RefSeq and is a predicted model, not a curated record. Gene Ontology annotation, biological process: regulation of smooth muscle contraction; adenylate cyclase-inhibiting G protein-coupled acetylcholine receptor signaling pathway; chemical synaptic transmission. Lineage: Eukaryota; Metazoa; Chordata; Actinopteri; Syngnathiformes; Syngnathidae.
UUUCCAGUUGGAAUGUUAAAUAUCUUGUCUUUGCAGUCUAUUCAAUUGAAUAUAAGUUGAAAAGGAUUACACAAUUCUGAAUACAUGCACGUUAGAUCUUCUCAAAGGGCGUUUUGUACUUCCAGGGAGUUUAAAUGAACCCUGCACAGGUGUAGGUGCUCCUGUCCAACCUGUCAGCUCCUAUCUCGUCACGGUUUACACUUCCAGGUCAGCUCAGACGCUCCCGGGGGGGAAGAAGCGACAUUUAUUUGACGCGACUUCCUGUCACCAUCCCCGGUUCGACCGAGCAUUCGGACUAUUUGGUAAUUGAACGUCUCACAAACGCUUGAUGCCGUUAUUUUGAUUUUCAAGAAGACGAGAGGGCGAAUUAAAGCCGACUGUCUUCCAGACGAGCCUGCAAGACGUCUCCAAAACGUGACAAAUGAAGUUACGGCUUGAGUUUUUCAGAGAAGCACAUAUCAAGCGAAGAUGUUACCGAGAUAUGGUCAUUAUAUGUAAUAAUUGCAUUUUCUCCCGUCUAAUACUGAUGGCUUUUCCCGACACCAGGCCCCCUUUUCUAUUUCCCAACACGAAGCCUUUAUUUGCACACCUAGCCUCUGUUCACACACUGAAAAAGUGUUCAAACCGAAGCCGCCACGUGUUGUCAACUUGCCCCUUUUUGUUGCCGCCCCCCCCCCCCCCUGACAGAAUUGGCAGCCACGCCACUCCGGCUUGAGGGACCCGUGACCAGAGACCAUGGAGACCGGGAACGCCAGCAGUGGAGCCCGGGCCGGCCUCUUCUCGGGAAGCCCUUACACGAACCUGGAGAUUGUGCUCAUCAUCCUGGUGGCGGGAUCCCUGAGUCUCAUCACCGCCAUUGGAAACAUCCUGGUCAUGCUCUCCAUAAAGGUAAACAGGAACCUGCAAACCGUCAACAACUACUUCCUGUUCAGCCUGGCCUGUGCAGACCUCAUUAUCGGCGUCUGCUCCAUGAACCUCUACACCGUCUACAUCGUGAUCGGCUACUGGCCUCUCGGAGCGGUGGUGUGCGACCUGUGGCUGGCCGUGGACUACGUGGUCAGCAACGCCUCCGUCAUGAACCUCCUCAUCAUCAGUUUUGACCGAUACUUCUGUGUCACCAAACCGCUCAGCUACCCGGCUCGCCGCAGCACCAAGAUGGCCGGCCUCAUGAUCGCCGCGGCCUGGGUGCUGUCCUUCGUCCUGUGGGCGCCGGCCAUUCUGUUUUGGCAGUUCAUCGUGGGCGGGAGAACCGUGCCUCCGGGGGAAUGCUACAUCCAGUUCUUCUCCAACCCGGCGGUCACGUUCGGGACGGCCAUCGCCGCCUUCUACCUGCCCGUGGCCAUCAUGAUCUACCUCUACUACCGCAUCUCAAAGGCCAGCCGGAGCCGCGUUCAAAGGGACAGCCGGAAGGCCUCCGGCAUCAGUCUGGGAGAAGGUCAGGAGGAUGCAGGCGAGAUCCAGAACAGCUACAUCCAGAAGAUGCGGGAGCAGCUCCGGGAGGCCAGGCAAAGGAAGGAAACGGAGGCGCUACAGCAGAAGCAGCAGAACGGAGGUGCUCCUUGCAAGGAGGGAAAACCCGACCGGGUGGAACCGGAGGCAGACAGCGUCCUUCCGUCCACCUCCACGGAAAACGAGGUUCCGGUUUCGGUACCCAGGGGCCUAAGCAUCAUAAGGAAGAUGAACCAAACGGAUCCGUCUUCCAGGGCCACCUCGCUGACUGACUGUCCAGCCACAAGGACAAUGCUCAAGGUGACGAAGCAGAGCGCGGUGGCCAAGUGGCGCAAGAAAAGCACGUCGUCCCGCGAGAAGAAGGUGACGCGCACCAUCAUGGCCAUCCUGGUGGCCUUCGUGGUCACGUGGACGCCGUACAACGUGAUGGUCCUCAUCAACACCUUCUGCUCCGUCUGCAUCCCCAACUCGCUCUGGACCAUCGGCUACUGGCUGUGCUACAUCAACAGCACCAUCAACCCGGCCUGCUACGCCCUGUGCAACACCACCUUCAAGAACACCUUCAAGCACCUGCUGCUGUGCCGCUACAAGAACAUACGGGCGGCGCGGUGAUGCUUUCACGCGCUUACCCCCUCCCCCGUUUCAUGUGCUGUAAAAAAAAUGCUGCGUUUGUGUACGUCGUCACGGCAACGACGCCUGUCGCUUAUCAUGAAAAGGUGUUCCCCUGUGCAACGUGAACGUGCCGUGAACAAUCCUGUAGAUGCUGUGGAUUCCAAAUACUUCACGUGGUCGUGUGCAUGAGUGUCACUCACGGUACCCGGCUGUUGUGCAACUAGUCCACGUGUGACCUUGAAGUAUGCUCUUCCUCUAUUGAUGUUUACUGAAUAAAAGAGAUCAAAAUAUACACUAUAUUGCCAUAAGUAUUUGGUCACCUGCCUUGACUCACAUAUGAACUUGAAGUGCCAUCCCAUUCCUAACCCAUAGGGUUCAAUAUGACGGGGUUGGAGGAGGGAGUUGUGACAGCACAGAACUACAAGGGGGCAAUAUCACUCUAUGUAUUUAUUAUAUGUAUUAUCCAUCCAUUUUCUACCGCUUAUUCCCUUCGAGGUCGCGGGGGGCGCUGGAGCCUAUCUCAGCUACAAUCGGGCGGAAGGCGGGGUACACCCUGGACAAGUUGCCACCUCAUCGCAGGGCCAACACAGAUAGACAGACAACAUUCACACUCACAUUAGGGCCAAUUUAGUGUUGCCAAUCAAACCUAUCCCCAGGUGCAUGUCUUUGGAGGUGGGAGGAAGCCGGAGUACCCGGAGGGAAGCCACGCAGUCACGGGGAGGACAUGCAAACUCCACACAGAAAGAUCCCAAGGCCGGGGAUUGAACUCACAACUACUCAGGACCUUCGUAUUGUGAGGCAGAUGCACUAACCCCUCUUCCACCGUGAUGUUUUAUAUUAUAUUAUAAACAAUAUAAUAAAUAAUGAACAAUAUAAUUUAAUUAAACAACAAAGGAAUGGCGUGUGUGAACUAAGUCCAAAAGGGGUGUAUGGUGGAAGACUACGUGUAUGAAUAAUUAGCUGUUGAGUAUUACCAUAAUCGUUGGAUGAGGAAGCAGACAAAUCCAAAGGGGCUAGGCAAAAGGGGUCCGUGAUCCAAGCGAGGUCCGUGGGGCGGAGAGAGGCGUCAAGGGGUCCGUGUCCAGAGCGGGGGUCGAGG